GCCUUCACUUGGUCCGCCUUCGCCGUGGAUCUACUAUAACUUAGUGGUCUAAGUUACGUUGUAUAGCUUCUCUAGUCCUCCACGACCAUUGCCUCACCUACUUCUAGUUCUACUUCAGAACAUACCAAGUAAAAACAGAAGGAUUGCAUUGGUCCUAAAUCACGCAAACAAUUAUUGAUACGCCACAAUGGCGAACUCCCUGAAGACUUUCACGAAGGCGGAGCUCUUCGAAAUACUGGACGCGAAGUGCCCAGAUGCGCUGAACAGUUUCCCUCCGCCGGAGGCCUUCGAGUUCGUCACGAAGACACGGGAUGGAAAAGAUGCCGUCGCGUUGAAGAUCGGACACCACGUAACCCAGAGCAACCGCAUUGUGAGGAAUGAGUUAUACUUGGAGGAAUACGAUACGGCUUCCCAGGCGACUGGGGGAGCGGCUCCACCACCCCGCCUCGGUGAAGUUCGGCUCUUCAAUGAUCAAGGCCCGUUCACCUAUACCUGUUUAUAUGGCAAGGCGAUUAAGAAUGAGGAGAGAUUACAGAAACUCUACCAGCAUCUAUUCUACACCACAAUUGAUGAUGCGAAGAUGAACAUGAAGAUCAAGAACGCAAAAGGGUUUCUGGGAACUGAGGUGUUCGGCAAGCUGAACGCAACCGGAAUCUUGAGGCCAUGGAGCGAUACUAUCAGAGCACUGUACCGCUUCGUGCUUGUCCACUGCAAUCACAAGGAAAACUUCGAGGAGUUCGAGAACGCAAAUGGCAAUAGACAAGGAGUGAAUGCGCUGGUCCGUGGACUGAAGAAGAUCGCUGAGCGGACGUCUAUCGCAGAUGGAUCCGAGGACGUGGCUCUUCAUGAGGAGGACUAUGAUGAGGAUUCUUGUUGGUUUAGAUUCCUAACACGUAAUUUAUUAUAUGCCUGACAAGCUAGUCCCUAUAUAGACUAGCUUACUCUAGUUUUACUUUUUUUUAUAUAUAAAUAUAGCUUCCCCUU
Molecule: messenger RNA, 984 nt
Organism: Cucurbitaria berberidis CBS 394.84
Lineage: Eukaryota; Fungi; Ascomycota; Dothideomycetes; Pleosporales; Cucurbitariaceae
Exons: 2
Coding region: 188-913 (241 amino acids)
Source: RefSeq, a predicted model, not a curated record